Molecule: messenger RNA, 687 nt
Organism: Cicer arietinum (chickpea)
Lineage: Eukaryota; Viridiplantae; Streptophyta; Magnoliopsida; Fabales; Fabaceae
Source: RefSeq, a predicted model, not a curated record
AUGCAAUUUGGAGGUGAUGUUAAUGGUGACAACAACAAGAAGCAAAAACGCAAGAUGGAGGAAACAACAACAGCAGAUUCAGAAGUGUUACUGUCUCUGAGUCUAGGAGGAGGUGGUGGAUCUUUUCCAUUCAAUUCCCUUAAGAACAAUGAAGAACAAAGGGAAUACCCAUGCAAGUUUUGCAACAAGAAGUUUACAAGUUCUCAAGCAUUAGGAGGACACCAAAAUGCACAUAGACGUGAAAGGGUGUUAUCAAGAAUGGAUAAGGAAUUUCAAAUGGGAACUUUUGGACUUCUUGGUGCUCAUCAAUUGUAUCCAUACUCACCCAUUCCAAAUCAUCAUCAAUAUGCAACUACCUCACCCUUUUUUCAUCAUCACCCAAAUAUGGCUCCAUCUUGGACUCAAUUUGUUGCACCUUCAAGCUAUGGAAACCCUUUUGGGACUCUCAACAACUCCUGGAGUACUCAAACUACUCCACAGAAUAGUAAUAAUAAUAAUAGUAAUAAUAAUAAUAAUAAUAAUAAUUUGGGAUUUGGUAAUUAUGAAAUUAAUAACCAACUACAGGUUCCUUCCUUUGGUGCUGCUGGUCUUAACGGCACUGUCUUAACGGGAAAUAACAAUAUUCCCUAUGUUGCUAAUAACCGUCAAAUUUCAUCCUCAUUCCCUGAUUUGUCCCUCAAUCUUUAG